CAUUUGUCGCAGUGAAGGCAAGCUGUCAUGGGUGAUGAGAAUGGGCUGUUCGCAGGAGGAUGAAGGGCAGGCAGAGAAUUUUCCCCCUCGGGUCCAUCCUGGUUUAUUCCAUCUCUGCGUCCUUUAUCUGACCUGUGGUGCCCUAAGUCCACUGGCCACCGAGGUUCAGUGGCACCCAGUGGGGUGGGGAGGCACGGGCCUGGGGCAGAAGAGAGGGAGGGCGCCGUAACAGCCCUGCAGGGCUUUGAGGAACCUUUCGAGAGGAAGUGGCUUCGGAACCGCUCUGGCCGUACCAGGGGCAGGAAAGGCGCGGGGAGGCGGGGAGGCGGGGGAGGUGUCGAGAUGGCGCUCUGCGCGCGGGGCGAGGGAGGGAGCCGAGGACAUGAAACCACAGAGGCCCAGUGAGCCUGGGAGCGAGGCAGGUCGGAUCCGUGUUCGCAGCCGCUGGCGCCGCGUCGGGAAGGGAACAGGUUACCCUGCCGCCCGAGCCACGCCGGCCCCAGGGUGAGACGCGGCAGCGGCUGGCGCCCGCUCCGCCAGGCCGCGUAACUGACUGGCCCGGGCGGGUUUGGAGCUCCCGCGGGGAACCUGGGGAGGGCCCCCGCCUCCCUGCGCGCGCCCUGAGGGGCCCAGCCCAUGCCCUCGCUGUCCUCGCCGGCUCCCGGCUAGAUGACGGUCGACCGCAGCAUGAGCAGUGGGUACUGCAGCCUGGAGGAGGACCUGGAGGACUGCUUCUUCACUGCGAAGACCACCUUCUUCAGGAGUGUGCAGAGCAAGCGUCCUUCGAAGAAUGCCUGCAAACCUGCCGAGGAGCCUCAGAGCCCGCCCACACUGCAGGAGAUCAAGCAGAAGAUCGCCAGCUACAACAGCCUCGAGAAGAACUGCCUGGGCAUGAAGCUGAGUGAAGACGGCACCUACACGGGCUUCAUCAAAGUGCAUUUGAAACUCCGGCGGCCGGUGACCGUGCCUGCCGGGAUCCGGCCCCAGUCCAUCUAUGACGCCAUCAAGGACGUGAACCUGGCAGCCACCACGGACAAGCGGACGUCCUUCUACCUGCCGCUCGAUGCCAUCAAGCAGCUACAUAUCAGCAGCACCACCACAGUCAGCGAGGUCAUCCAGGGGCUGCUCAAGAAGUUCAUGGUUGUGGACAAUCCCCAGAAGUUUGCACUUUUCAAGCGGAUACACAAGGAUGGGCAAGUGCUUUUCCAGAAGCUCUCCAUCACCGACUGCCCCCUGUACCUGCGCCUACUCGCUGGGCCCGACACGGACGUCCUCAGCUUUGUGUUGAAGGAGAACGAGACUGGAGAGGUGGAGUGGGAUGCCUUCUCCAUCCCCGAGCUCCAGAACUUCCUAACCAUCCUGGAGAAAGAAGAGCAGGACAAGAUCCAGCAAGUGCGGAAGAAGUACGACAAGUUCAGGCAGAAACUGGAGGAGGCCUUGAGAGAGUCCCAGGGCAAACCUGGCUAACCUGCUUCCUCUGCUUCCAAUGCCCACGGAUUUAUUUUUUAUUAUUAAUUAUUAUUUUGCAACAGACACUUUUUCUCAGGACACCCAUGACGGAUGCGCCUGUGCUCGCCCAGCAGGCCCAGACGCGGCACCGUCUCUGAGGGACACGCGUGUGCGCAGGGCUGGUCCUGCCCGCCUCCAUGCACUGCCCGUCUGCAGCCUGCCAAGCAGCGCUCCUGUGAAGAACGACCUUGCUGUCUGCAAGCCUUUCACAAACCGAGAAGUUGCCUCUCUCGUCGCCAAAUUGGAACAUUCACACCAGCCGGCAAAGGAAAGGAAAAAUGGAUUGGAGACAUAUGUUCUUUCUCUGGCUUUUAUUCUUCAAUUUCUCCUUUAAUUGGCACUUGCAACACCUUUAUUUAUGAGUCAAAAGUGGUAGCACAUUCCUCUAGCCGGUCUGAGCUAAGCUGCUGAAAGCAGGGUACUGCUGUGAAAGGGCCGUGGCCCGCUCGCCCAGACGCUCGGGCUGGGAGCACCAGAGCUGGGCUCGGCUCAGAGGUUUCCAGAGCAGCUGCAGCCUGGGCCUGGCCCUCAUCGCCCCGGUCCGUGCACACGUGAGCCCGGAGGCACGUGUGUGGUGCGUCGCCACAUCUUUGUCAACAACUGUCUGUUCUUAGGUCACGGCUUUAUUUAAUGCUGCCAUUAUCCUCACGUUUCCACCAAAAGGGAACCAGCUACUUACCAUUUUCAAAGUCUCCUGCUGAGUACAGAAAUCAGGCAGUCAGCGAGAACCAAACAGCUUUGCGGAGAAAUGUGUCCAAGCCAGAGAUCAGGGGAGGGCCCGGCUGCCUCGGUUUCUCGGUCUCCCGCCCUGUCUCCCUCCUCCGGCAGACUGUAGAACCUCCAGGUGCUGCCAGAGCAGCUGCCUUGACUGCAGAGGGGGACCCUCCAACUCAGCCAACUUGGAGUCCUUUGUGUUUUGAAGUGUGGGCCAGCCCGGGGCACUGUGCUCAGUGAGCUGUGGGGCUGGCCUUUCCGCUGACCUCCCCGCUGACCUCAGUGCCUUUUCGUUUCCAGAGAGACAGAGUGGGGCAAAUUUGCUUGAAGCUUUGCUUCUGGCGUGUUCCUGCCAGGCAGUGGGCUGCGGUGGUGCGGGAGCGAAGGCUGGGCGAGCCCUCCCUCCAAGUGUGGGGCCAGGGUCAAACCUUCCUCCCACCAAUGGGCCUGGGCUUUGAUUCCCAUACUCAGUGUCAAACCACAUUAACAGGAUGAAUCAGAUUCCUGACCCUCCGUUUGUCCUGGCUGUUUGUUCUAGUCCAAACUUAAAAGUAAACUAGCCAGGUAGCCAGGACUGCAAAGACACUCCAGUGCCCAGGGAGAAAGACUUUUAACUUCUAAAGCAGGGCAGAUUUUUCAAUCCAGCCCCCGAGAGACCAUUUCUUCUACGUCCUCUGCCUUCCCAAGUUCCUCCUGGGUUGGUUCAAGCCUAAGUAUUUUCGUGUAGCUUCAGAAGUCCCCUCCCGGAUGCUGGCAGAGCCUGCGCUGCCCCACCCGAGAAGGAACGCUGGCCUUCUCCAUGCAAACUGUGCACGUCUUCAGAGCGGCAAAGGCAAGGCAGGCUUGCAGCCUGGAAACCCCGCCGUCUCAGGCUCAGCCUUAUCACUUCCCUCCCCCGGACUCUCCCCCGCUGGCGUGUGCUGAAGGGAGCGGUGGGCAGAGUCCUCUCCUCGUGCUGCAUGUCUUCCCGGCGACAGAAGGCACGGCUCCUGCCGCCACUGCUGUGAAUGCUGCUGAGAACCGCCUUCUGACGGGGGUGGCUAUUUUAUUUUUGAGAAGGAAAGAAGUCAUGUACAUACGUAUUCCAUAAAGGUGUAUAGCUAUAUAUAAAAGAAACAGAGGUGUUUAUGAAAUAAGAAAACUACGGGAAAAUGCAGACUUUAUGCAAAGCACAGUUAGACCCAGGACCGGCCUGAGGUCGGAGCCUCCGGAACCAGUGUGGGUCCAGGACCCCUGCCUUCCCAGAGGUGGGUGUGGCUGUCGGCAGUGCCUUCUGUCGUCCCGUUGUCCUGUGUGUUUGUGUUGAGGGUAUUUCCUCUUUCAACGUCUUUCUUAUGUGGGUUUUAAAAAAAGUAAUAAAAGCUUGUUGCAAAAAUGA
This is a messenger RNA of Phyllostomus discolor (pale spear-nosed bat), 3601 nucleotides long. It is a transcript of the gene RASSF5, whose product is annotated as Ras association domain family member 5. The record is from RefSeq and is a predicted model, not a curated record. Gene Ontology annotation, biological process: signal transduction. Bases 670 to 1467 code for a protein of 265 amino acids. Gene Ontology annotation, cellular component: nucleus. The transcript is spliced from 5 exons. Lineage: Eukaryota; Metazoa; Chordata; Mammalia; Chiroptera; Phyllostomidae.